AUGGCGGAAUUCGACUUGAUGGACGAUGCGGAGGAGGUCGUGCACCCCCUCUGCCUCUGCCUGAACCAAGACUCCUCGCGUGUCGGCGUGGGCCAUGCCAAGGGAUACGUCGUCUACCGCGUCCACCGCCACAAUACGAACGUAACUGCUGCUGGCGGUGGUGGUGAGAAGAGUGUGGAGGGGGCGAUGACGUCAUUGGGGACGCCUUUCUGUACAACAGUUGAGGUGGUAUUCCCGCAGCGUAGGGCCACAGCCGCCUCGACGCCGACGUCGUGGGAUGUGGCGCUGGGCACGCCACAGCGAUCUCUCUCGGCGCGCGUCAGAAAUGAGCGGGGUGCGCGUCAGAGGGAUGAAGCGGAGGUAACCGGCGGCGAUCCGCUGAUUGCCGAACUCACCCAAAGUCCAACACAACCGUGCCUGCCAGGUGUAGAGGGCGACGAUGUCGCAGGAAACCAGCAGCAGCAAGGCGGUGAGGCUGCCGCCGACGGCACAGCUGCUACUUCCGCGCUGUUUUCGUCCAGCUCCAUGUCAACGCUGCCGGUGGUGCAUAGCACGCAUUUGGUGCGGCCGUCAAGCGACGAGCAGCUUGUGCCGACGGAGGCGGGCGUCGGUGUCAUGGCGCUGCUGUACAAGACGCAGUUUGUCGCGGUUGUCGGUGGCGGCCCGUACCCAAUCGGCCCGGGCAACGUUGUGAAGCUGUUCGUCACGGGCAGCAUGUGGGCCGACCGCCAGGUGCGCGUGCCCGACACGGUAGAAGGGCUACGGCUCGAUCACCGUCUAAUCAUUAUCCUCACCACUGCGGAGCUGCGGCUGCACAGCUUCGAGACGCAGCAGUGUGUUUUCUCACUGCCGCUGCGGAAGGACGCCGUUGCCCCUGGGAUCUCGUCGGGGCUCGGUGCCAGUGGAUCUGUAGCAGAGCAAUGGCAGAGUGGCGCGGCAAGUGCGGCGGAGUUUGCUGCCGCCAUGCGACACCUCGCACCGCUCGCGAUUGACUACGGCAAGAAGUGCCUCUCUUUCCGCAGCUCUGCGCGUGGUUUCAGCUUGGUACGCUACGAUGCAGAGUCAUCGAUGGGAAGCUGGAUGGGCGCUGAGCUGCUGGCAACCGUGCCGUUCGCACACGAGCACAGACUUGCCUCGCUGACGAUGGAUCUUAGCACCCUUUCGGGGUGCAAACGCUGGCACAUCGCCACCAGCAGCGAGCAUGCAACGCUGAUACGUAUCUGGCGCUACUGCGAAAGAACGGACACCUCGUCCCGUGGGGGGGAUGCUUCUGCACCUGCCAGCGUCGGUGUCGGUGAGGCGCCCCCAAGAAGUGACGGUGAAAAUGAUGAGAACCAGCUUCCUGGUUACUUUGUGAAACUAAAGCAGGUGCGCAACGCGACACUGCCAACGCCGAUAUACCAAAUGCAGUUCCUUGGGGAAGCCUUUCUCUUCUGUAUCUCAGGGAAUAUGCUUAAAGUGUUUUUUGUCGGCGAACGUGAGGAGGCGAAGCCGUAUGACGUCAGCACGAAGGACCCGAGCAAGGUUAUUCGCGCGCAGAAUAACCACUCGUCACUGCACCAUCUUGGGGUCGUGUCGGAGUACUUCCAGUCCGAGUGGGCCGCCUGUGAGUGUCUGCUACCGUUGACAGACAAUACGUUUCUCCCGAAGUGGGUGCAAGCCACCACCGGCGCGCAGCGGCUGCAUCUUCUGCGCGGCCUUGGCUCCCUUAGAAGCCCCAACGAGCAGCUGGGCAUCGCGUCUCGCGAGCAAGCCAUACCUCCUGCUGAUGCCGGCACAGAGGAGAGCUUGUUCCUGAGUGGUGGCUCGCAGUGUCAAGGACAAAUGACGCAGAGCGUGCACUCAACGCAACACGCAGAGUUCAGCCUGUCGGGGGACUGGGGCUCUGGGUUUCGCCGCUAUGUUUCACAACAGGUGGUGCCGGUGAUGGAGAGUGCGAGUCGUAUUGCGAUGAGUUACUGGGUGUUUGGCGGAGGUGGGCAAAGCAACUCCAGAAGCAGCGGCGCUGCAGAGUCGCAAUCGGGGUGUGCGAUAGAUCGCAACGGUGGUGCAGAUGGCGGUGGUGGUGGCAGUGGCAACCUGCACGUGCAGCGGGACUACACAACUGUGACAGAGGUCGCGCAGUCGCUCGUUGUGUGGUGGGAGCGGCCGGCGUACUGGCAGCUGGACCGGAUGAUAAAUGCCUCGACGCAGGACUACCCUCGAACUGGUGGUGAGACUGGCACUGGUGGUGUACCGGUGCUGCUGCAGAAGCAGGGUGGCGGCAAGGCAGUGCUGUACUGCGUCACAUGCGACGGCAGCGCCGUCAGCUUUGUCUUUGAUCCUAUUGUGGGGACAAUUGAGUGCAGUAGGGCGGCUGAGGGCUUAUCCUGCUCUGCGGCAACGUAA
This is a messenger RNA of Trypanosoma grayi, 2388 nucleotides long. RefSeq lists its product as hypothetical. The transcript has a single exon. The coding region runs from base 1 to 2388 and encodes 795 amino acids. The record is from RefSeq and is a predicted model, not a curated record. Lineage: Eukaryota; Euglenozoa; Kinetoplastea; Trypanosomatida; Trypanosomatidae. Gene Ontology annotation, biological process: protein localization to phagophore assembly site; protein lipidation; nucleophagy. Gene Ontology annotation, molecular function: phosphatidylinositol-3-phosphate binding; phosphatidylinositol-3,5-bisphosphate binding. Gene Ontology annotation, cellular component: extrinsic component of membrane; cytosol; phagophore assembly site membrane.